AUGGCGGAGGCAGUUCCUGUGCCCCAGUUACGACCCGUUACACACCUGAUAUUUGACCUGGAUGGACUUCUUCUGAAUACUGAAGAUUUAUAUACUGAUGUGUUUCAAGCAAUAUGCAGUCGCUACGGGAAGAAAUACAACUGGGAUGUUAAGUCCUUGGUCAUGGGGAAGAAGGCUCCAGAAACCACACAGAUCAUAGUGGACUUCCUGAAGUUGCCCAUUUCCAAAGAACAACUAUUGGAAGAAAGCCAGGAGAGGCUGCAGCAGGUGUUACACACAGCUGCGCUGAUGCCAGGAGCUGAGGAAUUGAUCCACCAUCUGAAGAAAAACCGCUUACCCUUUGCGCUGGCCACCAGCAGUGCGACCCUCUCUUUCCAAACAAAGACCAGUAGAUACAAAGGGUUCUUUGGUUUAUUUCACCACAUCGUUCUGGGAGAUGACCCUGAAGUAAUAAAUAGCAAGCCAGCCCCAGAUAUAUUUCUAACCUGUGCCAAAAGGUUCUCUCCUCCCCCUAAUCCAGAAGACUGCCUCGUCUUUGAAGAUUCUCCAAAUGGGGUGGAGGCAGCAGUGGCCAGUGGGAUGCAGGUAGUCAUGGUACCUCAUGAAAACCUCAGCUCAGACCUAACAACAAAAGCCACCCUGGUGCUGAGUUCCCUCCAUGAAUUCAAGCCUGAACUGUUUGGUCUACCUGCAUUUGAUGAGUAAAGGUGAAAAGCGACCAUGCUACUGUGGGCCUCAUAUAACCCAAGAUCGGCUUCACCUUUGGAAUUCAGCUACAAAUUGUCUACUCCUACAAAGGAAUGAGUGCAGAUGACUUCCUCUGGAUGUGGACUUAUUUCACAUAUCUUAGCAAACUACCUUAACAUUAUCAAUGGCCUGUACAUUUGUUUACUCAAUAAUUCUUCUCCAAAUCAA
This is a messenger RNA of Rattus rattus (black rat), 915 nucleotides long. It is a transcript of the gene Pudp, whose product is annotated as pseudouridine 5'-phosphatase. Gene Ontology annotation, molecular function: phosphatase activity. The transcript has 2 exons. NCBI's taxonomy places the organism in Eukaryota, Metazoa, Chordata, Mammalia, Rodentia, Muridae. Bases 1 to 705 code for a protein of 234 amino acids. The record is from RefSeq and is a predicted model, not a curated record.